AUGGAUCUCGCAUACGAUCAUAUAGCCGAAGAAGCUCUCCCAAAGGAUAGCCGCGAUAGUAACGGCGAAGGUACCGACCAAACUGCGGAAUCCUCCGAGAAGAAACCCGAACAUACCCUCAAUGAAGACCUUCAGGAAGCAUACCGUGCAUUCUCCAGCAGCACCUGGGGUACAUGGCUUGGUGGAACUGUUGGCAACGUAAUCAAACAGGGCGGUUCCGUCUACAGAGAAGCACAGCAAGAAGUCACCUCCCUCGGCGCCGAUGCCACUAGAAGCUUUGCGAGUCUCCGCGCUAGAGCGCUGUCGCUGACUACGUCACCCCCUCCCACGGAGCCCAAGGACCAACAAUCCGGCGAUAAGGAAAAAGAUACCGAGACUACCCCGACGACGUCCAAGGCCGGCGGCUCCGACGAAGCAGCUAAGGAUGCGGAAACCGUUAUAUCGCGAUUGAGGGCCGAAGCCGCGAAACGCUUGAAGGAUAUCCAACGUGCCGAGGAUGCUGCCGACGAGGCGCUCUUGAAGUUUGGCGGGAAUAUUCGAGAUUUCUUCCGUGAUGCUAUCGUUGUAAAAUCUACCCCCGAGUCCGAUGAUGCUAAGGGAACCACUCGCCGUUUCGAGAGUAAGGAUGAGUCCGGAAAGCGAGUAAUUCAUACUUCGAGAUUCGAUGCCCAGCUUCAUGUUAUCCACACCACCGAAAGGAGCUUCACCGAGGACCCGGCUAGUGCUGAAUAUGCCGCGUGGGCAAAGAACUUCGACGCGGAGAGCAAGACAGAAAAUAUUAGCGCCGAUCUAGCCAAGUACCCGGAACUACGAGCCAACAUGGAGAAGCUUGUCCCUGGCACCGUACCCUACGCCGACUUCUGGAAGCGAUACUAUUUCCUUCGACACAGUAUAGAGACUGCCGAAGCCCGUCGCCGUGAUUUGCUGAAGGCCGCAUCUGCUGAGGAAGAGAUUGGUUGGGGCGAGGAAUCCGACGAUGACGAGGAGGAGUCUGAAGAGGAGGAAGAAUCUGAAGAUGAGAAAGUACCAGCCAAGUCCACAGCCCAACUUACAGAAAGACCCGCAAGGCCACGCUCUACCGAAUCCUCUACGACAAUUCACCCACCUGCCGGUACCUCCAACAAGGGUCAUCUCAAACCGGCCGAACCCCGCAAAUCCGACGAGAAGUCACAAGCGGACAGUGACACCAGUUACGAUGUUGUUGGUGCGGCGUCCGGAAACCCAAGCCAGGCCCCUAGUAGCCCUAAGGAGGCCCGAAAGGUAGAGGAUAGUGACGAAGAUAGUGAGGAGGAUAGCGAUGACGAAGAAUGGGAGUGA
Messenger RNA from Hypoxylon trugodes, 1317 nucleotides. RefSeq names its product BSD-domain-containing protein. Lineage: Eukaryota; Fungi; Ascomycota; Sordariomycetes; Xylariales; Hypoxylaceae. The transcript has 3 exons. Gene Ontology annotation, cellular component: cytoplasm. The coding region runs from base 1 to 1317 and encodes 438 amino acids. The record is from RefSeq and is a predicted model, not a curated record.